AUGGUACAAUACAUCUUCACUCCCUGGCGCAACCGCCACGAGCUGCUCGCCGUGCGCGCGCAGUUCUACCCGGAGCAUCACCACCACGACACCACCACCAACGCACCCCAGACACAACGAACACAACCCCAAUCGCAACCCCAAUCACGAACCAACCCUCAUUCUCGGCCCUGGUCACAGCCUCAGUCUCAAACUCGGUCCAACCCCACCACCACCGAUACAGCCACCACCAAUGCCGCAGCAGCAAAACAGCAGGCCGUCGCCCGCGUGUCCAUGUGGAUGCACCGCGGCGGCUGUCCGCACAUGGUCGAGUCGACGGCGCUGCUGAUGGCGGCCAUGUUGAGUGAUGAGGGGUAUGGGAACGGGAGUGGCGAUGGUGGUGUUGGUGGUGGGAAUGGUGGUGGGAGUGGUGGUGUUGGCGAUGGUGGUGUUGGUGGUGGUGCUGGUGGUGCUGGUGGGAGUGGGGCGGCGGCGGCUUCGAGGGCGUAUGCUGUGCGCGCGGCGUACUCGGCUGCUUUUAGUCGCUUCGUCACCGGCCUCCUCGACUCGCACCAGGACAAGCAGCGCAAGAUGUCCAUGUACGACGUCGCCAAGAGCGUCGGCCUGCCCGCCACCUUCGUCGAGCUCCGCCACCAGGCCACCCACGAGCAGCUGCCCUCGCUGCCCCGCCUGCGCGCCGCCGCCGCCAGCGCCCUGCAGUGGAUCUGGGACUACUACUGGCGCGGCCUGGAGGCCCCGCUGGCCCUGUCGUCCAGGUCCGCGGCUUUGCUCGCGCGGUUGCCUUUGGCUUCGUCUUCGUCUUCGUCUGCGGCUGGGGGUAUUUCUAUGGAUACCGAUGUCCGUGAAGAGGAGAAAGAGUUGCAUGUGCUGCUGAAAAGGUAUCUUGAGGGCGAGGAGGAGCAGCUCAAGGGCGAGAUUACGAGGUUUAGCGAGGGGUUGGUUCUGACCGUGUUGGAUUCCAUCUCGGGGAGUACAAGGGAUAGCACGGUGAUGCGCCGGGCGUUGGCGCUACAGCGGGACAUUUUGCUAAAUGGAGUGGGUGCGGACCGGAUGGAGGAAGAUGAGGUACCUAAGGGAGAAGGGCUGUCGAAGACCGGCUUGGGUGCUGUAUCAGGAGGAGUCUUGGGUACCGAAGCCCAUUGGGGUGGUAUAGGCGGUAUUGUCUGUGCUAUGGCGGUUAUCUACAUCUUGACAGCACAGCAUGUCCGCUUUCACUGCUGCCAGACGUCUUUUCCAGCCCAGAUACAAAUUCUCUUCAUUAACUGCCAGUGGGCGGGGAAGAGCGACAACUACGCUUACCUCGUCGUCGAUGACAAGUCCAAGGAGGCUGUUAUCAUUGAUCCGGCACACCCGGCCGAUCACUGGGACCAUGCUGGUGGGAAUGAGGAGCUCCUUUCCGAGCUCGGCCAACCCCUCGAAAUCAUCGGCGGCAAGGACUGCAAGAAAGUAACCAAGACGCCCGCUCACGGCACGACCUUCAACAUCGGCGACAUCGCCGUCAAGGCGCUACACACGCCCUGCCAUACCCAGGACAGCAUUUGCUUUUUUAUGCAGGAUGGCGAAGACAAGGUUGUGUUUACAGGGGAUACUCUGUUCCACGGAGGCGAGUUGUUCUUUGAGGGUAACGGUGAGGAGAUGCACAAGGCGUUGAACGUGACGCUGGGGUCGCUCCCUGACGACACCCGGGUCUUUUACACCGGGGCCAAUGCCAAGUUUGGUGUUUCGGUCCUCCCUAGCGAGCCGGUCAAGGCCCUCGAGUCAUUCGCCAAGGACAACCGGGAGACGCAAGGCAAGUUUACUAUUGGCGACGAGAAGAAACACAACUGGCUCUGGCAGCUGACCCGAGAACAGGACCCCGCGAUUCAGAAGGCAACAGGCGAGACGGAUCCUAUUGCCAUCAUGACCAAGUUGCGCGAGAUGAAGAACAACUUCAAGUGA
Messenger RNA from Chaetomium fimeti, 1938 nucleotides. Its product is annotated as Las1-like-domain-containing protein. The record is from RefSeq and is a predicted model, not a curated record. Gene Ontology annotation, molecular function: endonuclease activity. Gene Ontology annotation, biological process: maturation of 5.8S rRNA; maturation of LSU-rRNA. NCBI's taxonomy places the organism in Eukaryota, Fungi, Ascomycota, Sordariomycetes, Sordariales, Chaetomiaceae. Gene Ontology annotation, cellular component: Las1 complex; preribosome, large subunit precursor. The transcript has 11 exons. Bases 1 to 1938 code for a protein of 645 amino acids.